AUGCCUCGACCAAACAAGAUCACCAUCACGCCGCCGGCCGUCCUCAAACGCCGCACGAGCUCCUCCGGCUCGUUCCACGCCGGCGCCCCGAUCCCCGGCGUGAUGACCGGCAGCCGCCGCUCGUCCGUGCACAAGUACCAGACAUUCCCGACGGAGCCGCCGUGCACGCCGAUUGGCACCAUUCCCAGCUCCGGAUCCGCGUCGGGCGCGAGCUCGAUUGCCUCGUUGCCGUCCUCGCCGACCACGUCCGAGAACGAACACGCCGCCGCCGCCGAGACGCCACUGCCGGUGCGCCAGCUCCUACUGCUGGCGUACCUGUCGCUCUGCGAGCAGACGGCCCUCAACUCCCUCGCGCCGUACCUCCCCGAGAUGGUCGCUUCCAUGCCCGGCAUGGACCAGAGCAAGACGGGCUUCUACAUUGGCGUCAUCGCUAGCGCCUUUGCCCUAGCGCAGCUGUCGACUAACUUCCUCUGGGGCUACUCGUCGGACCUGAUUGGCCGCAAGCCGGUGUUGCUCGCCGGCACCUUUGCCCUCAUGGGCUGCUUCUGCGUCUUUGGCCUCUGCACGCGGUACUGGCAGAUUGUCCUGGUCCAAGUGCUCAUGGGCCUGCUCAACGGCAACGCCGCCUGCGUGCCCACGGUGCUCGGCGAGGUUACGGACCGGUCGAACCAGAGCCAGGCCUUUGCCUACCUUCCCAUCAUCUACUCGCUGGGCAGCAUCACCGGCCCCGCCGUCGGCGGCUUUCUCGUCGGCCGCCUCGCGCCCUCGACGUUUCCCUACCUGGCGCCGAACCUGGUCAGCGCGGUGAUGCUGGCGACGGGCUUCAUAGCCAUACUGCUGUGGUUCGAGGAGACGCUGGACAAGGACGAGCGCGGACCCGGCAAGCCCAAGUGGCUGCGCAGGCUCUCGAGCUGGUUUAACAAGCUGGGCAGCAAAAGGCCGGAACCGAAUCGUCGGCACUCGUGGAGCACGCGAUGGCCCCGCGGGCAGCAGCAGCCUCUGCUUGCCUCGGGCUCUUCCUCCGAGGAUGAGGCCGAGGUGGAUGGCCUGGAUGACUACGACGGCAGCAAGCCGAGCCACUCCAAGCAGGACAUUUGGAAGGAGAUUUUCAAUCACACCACGAUUCUGCUCUUGAGCACUUACCUCAUCUUCCAGCUCUCCAACAUUAGUUUCAACUCGCUGUACCCCGUAUUCGCAGCGGCGCCGGCUCCCACCGGUCGUGAACUCAAGCCGGGUAAAAUCGGCGCUUUCCUGAGCGCGGCUGGCGCCACGACCAUCGCAUUCCAGGCCUUUGUGUACCAGCCCGUGAGAAACAAGGUGGGAAGUUUGGGCACGUAUCGCUAUGCUUUGUUCGGUCUAGCAGUUAGCAUGAUCCUGAUGCCCUGGGUGGGAUACGUCGACGACGAGCCGCUCUUUGGCGUCGGGAGCGGUAAAUUGUGGCUAUACAUUGAGCUCUGCAUCGUGCUCAUCUUCAAGAAUAUUUGCGCUGUCGGUGGACUCUCUAGCGUCAUGCUUUUGAUCACCAACUCCGCACCCUCACACAAUAGCCUAGGCACACUCAACGGCCUGGCCCAGACCCUCUCCGCCCUCGGACGCAGCGUCGGUCCUGUUGUGUCUGGUGGACUGUUCACAAUCUCCGUGCGCAUCCAGCCCAAGGGUGAAGCGCUCGCGUGGACAGUCUUUGGCGGCCUCGCUUUCCUGGGCUUUUUCGCCGCGCUGUUUGUCCGCGGCGAAGGUCUGGAGAGUGAGGAGUGGGAAGAGGAGCAUCGCACCGAAGAGGAAAGCGAAGCAUAA
This is a messenger RNA of Akanthomyces muscarius, 1794 nucleotides long. RefSeq lists its product as uncharacterized. The coding region runs from base 1 to 1794 and encodes 597 amino acids. Gene Ontology annotation, biological process: transmembrane transport. Gene Ontology annotation, molecular function: transmembrane transporter activity. The record is from RefSeq and is a predicted model, not a curated record. The transcript has 2 exons. Lineage: Eukaryota; Fungi; Ascomycota; Sordariomycetes; Hypocreales; Cordycipitaceae.